AUGCGGCUCAAGAUCUCACAUUCCCGAUAUCAUUCUUGAAAUCUUUCGACACCCGACGAAUCCACUUUGUAAUUAUCCCAGUACCAGCAUGGUGAGCGAUUUGUUAGAUUUCCAAGUCGGGGCCGCCGGCCUUGGAAUCGGCGCAUUCGGUGGCCUGGUAGAUGCCUUCACAGCCUGCGCAAAGAUUUAUGGUCUAUGGAAAUCCUUACGUGGUCUUGAUGGCUAUCUAGGCCUGCUACGUACUAAGCUCAUACUGCAAGAGGCUUUGUUAGACCAGUGGCAGAGAGACUGGCUUGAUCACCAGCCCUUAAAACGAGUCGACAUUCAGAAACAACGGAUUCUUCAGAGACACAAAGAUGCUGUUCUGGCCUCCCUAAUAACAGUCAAAACACUACUUGAAUCGCUGGAGCCACUUCGUGAGGCCUCGAGUUCAGAACUUGCACUCGAACGCCUGAAGUUGGUGACUGGUGGGGCGGAAGAACACGAUAAGACGCUCGUGCAGAUAAGAGCAGUUCUGAGCGACCUGUAUCGAUUACUGCCAACUCGGGAUCCAAAUAUUGCACUGUCGCAGACUGUGCUAUCAUUGGAGCAUAUCGACAAUAAUCAACAAGUACUAUUUCAGGACAGCGACUCGACUCAACAUGUGAUACAACCUGAUAAACUCAAACGCGCUAUUAACUUUCGCCAACUGGGAUACGAGCUAGAUCAAGACCUGGAGAAACGAGUGGCCGCAUUCAAAAGCAGUACUGGCGAUGCCAAUCUCACCAUUCGUUCAGAUAGAAUCAAAGUUCAAAAGGACGAUGACGUCGCUGCUGGAUUGAGAAGCUUUGGAACACUUGACUCAAAAACUCCCAUAGUCAUUGAGUGGAAGAGAUACGACAUAACAUGGAAGGGACAGAAAGGAAUCAGACUCAGAGGAAGAAUCCAGAAUAUUGCGCGACUCUUGCACGCUGAUGCAAAACCAGAAGAACUUUUGACUCUCAACUGUCUGGGAGUUUUUGAAGACAUCGAGAAGAGUCGAUAUGGCCUGGUCUUUGAGUACCCACUAGGGACCAGUGAGCAGACAGAUCUGGUAUCUCUACAAGCGUUGAUAAAAUCACCAACGCCUGAGACUCUACCAACAUUGGGUGAUCGAUAUCGGAUGGCUUACACGCUUUCACUCUCAGUCGCCAUCCUUCAUGCAUCAGGAUGGCUCCAUAAGAGUAUCAGGAGUCAUAAUAUCAUGAUUCCGGUACGGCGCAAUCAGCCCAUCUGGUCUCGGCCAUACCUCGUCGGCUUUGAAUUUUCGCGGCCAGAUUCAGUCGAUGAGACCACGGAAAAGCCAGAGCAAAGCGUACGGUUCAAUCUAUAUCGUCAUCCUUCUGCACAAGGAAUUCCAGGGGAGUCAUACCGUAAAGGCUUCGACAUAUACAGUCUCGGCGUCGUCCUUCUCGAAGUUGGUCUAUGGCGCUUAGCAUGGAGUUUACGUCGCGACGAUGAAAACCCCGCCAAGUUCAAAGAAGUGCUCCUCAGCAGGAUAGACGACAGACUAGCUCACUUCAUGGGAACAGAGUAUCAAGAGGCGGUAAGGAGUUGUCUGAACGGCGAUUUGGAUCAUAGGGAGGGAUCGGUAAUACGGGCUUUCUACAACGAGGUUGCGGAAACUAUGUGCUCAUUGGCGGAGUCACAGCCAUAGCGAUUGCAACAUUUCUUAUCAGCUAUAGUCUAAGAAUGAUAAUACAGGGCUUUUUGCACCUGUCUCAGUUUAGCUUGGUUUUGGGGACUUUGUUAGUGCUGUGUUGUAUCAAAGCCUUUAGCUUGGCACAUCCCUGUAUGUCGUCCCAAAUCCUGACAGGGGUUGUGAAGGACCUCGGCAAGGAUAUCACUAGCUACCCUAAAUGGUCCAUAAACUCUGGUUUCUCAUGAGUAUUCAAGGGGAGUUGAGCAAUACACAAUGACGUUUAUCGAAUAAA
Molecule: messenger RNA, 1952 nt
Organism: Fusarium redolens
Lineage: Eukaryota; Fungi; Ascomycota; Sordariomycetes; Hypocreales; Nectriaceae
Exons: 1
Coding region: 89-1675 (528 amino acids)
Biological process (GO): protein phosphorylation
Molecular function (GO): protein kinase activity; ATP binding
Source: RefSeq, a predicted model, not a curated record